UAGUGUUUUUAUUUAGUUUUUAUUUAUUUUUAUUGUACAUUUUUACUUUGUUAGAUUUCUAUUUUUGGGUCAACUUUGAUUUAGUAGAUUUUUUCUUUAUUUUUGGAUCAAGUCGUUUUAGUUUUCGGGCUCAGCCCGUGUACCUUAAGCCCAGGCCCCUUAUUCUUUUAAAGGGCGCUGUUUUGGUUCAUGACCCUAGCUCUUUUAUUCUAAUUUUUCCUUUUUCACAUAUAUAUUAAUGCAUGCUGAUACGGACUUAUUUUGUACCCCCGCAAAUGACCACUAUCUAGCAACCUGCAACGCAAAUAGACCUCUAAUGUUUAAGUAGUGAGAAUUGCAUAUAUAAUUAAUAAUUAAUAAUUCAAAAUAUAUUUUAAAAAGCAACCUAAUUCCUAAUGAAGAUCAACCCCUUGGUCUAAAUUAAAUUGUCACAUCAUUUCUAAUAAUAUAUAGUCAAUAAGUCAAAAGGGACACGAGCAACAAUAUUUCUCUUAGAUUCAAAAUGUACGUUCUAAUUAAUUUACAGCAUUAAAGAGUUAAAAAGUAGUAAUGAGGAUUGAUUGACCACAACAAGUGGCCGACCACCUCCGAUGGGUAAAAAGUAAGUACUUGCUGAAGAAGUUUGUGGCAAAUGCUUCAAUGGUAAAGAAUUAGCUGUCACGCGAGAAGAGGCCCACAACACUUAUGAAGCAAAAUGAACAAUUGGACAGAAUUCGUCAAACACUCCACGAGGCACUCGACCACAUCACAAAAUUACACAACGCAUCCCAACACUUCACAUGGAACUGUCAGCCACAUCACAACUACAUAUAUCACCCCCAAUAAACAUCCACAAGACAUAACUUCACAUAUUACAAUUCACAAUUUCCAUCAACAAUGAUUUUUAAGGUUAGUCCGAGAGUCACUUACACACGGAGGGGAAAAUCUAUGGAUGAUCACAAGCGUCCCGAGCUCAGAGCGAGAUAGAGGAGAAACUGAGAGGGUGAGACAGAGAGUAAGGGAGGGGAAACCAAGAGGGAAGGCAGAGCUGGGUGGCCGUUAGCUUGAGAGAGAGUGUGAUGGAGACAGAAUGAGAGAGACAGAGUGACGGAGACAGAGGAUGGAGGAGGAAAAGUGAGAGACGGCAGGAGGAGAAGUACGCAAACUAGAGGUGGUAAGAGUGGCUGGCGGCCCAAAAAUUUUAGAGAGAGAGACUGACGGAGACAGCGAGGGAGAAAUAGAGAGGGAAGGAGAGGGGAGUUAGGGUUUGCGUGAAAUGGGACAAAACGGCACCGUUUUGAGGAGAUGGGCAGGCCUUCUCUGAAGGAUUUGGGGCCUUAGUUGUGGGCUGGAAAGCCCUCAACUCUAAAAAUUGUGUUCAUAUUGAUGUUUGUUUACGUAAUAACACUUUUCACACUCAAACUACGGUUUUUUUCUUACCAUAAACCCUAAGAUAUUGCAUACAUUUAUGAUUUACCCAUUAAAUUGGUCAAGCGGCACAUUCUUGAUAUUUAUGGUCAAAUUAAUUUGGAAGGUAUAAACUAAUUAAAAUUUAUCUGUAAUUUAGAAUGCAAAUUAAUACUUUACAAAACUUUAGCAUGGUUUAAAUUGAAUAUGGGUGGUAUUUUUUUAACACAUAAAUGUCAGGUACUAAAAAAAAUUACUACAACGAUUAAAGAAAACAAUGAACAAAGAAUGACGACCUACAUGGCUUUGGUUCUCCACUAUUUUGAAAGUCCCAUUUAUUUUCCCUUUUUCUUAGUCUUGAAUUUGAUAAAGACGAUCUCUACACCUUCUUCGAUCACCACUUACGAUGAUAGUUUUAGUAUAGUACUUCAGCUAGCCAUGCGAAUUGUUACACUUUCAAAAUUUAUAUGUUUUUAACGAUUGCUAGUUCAGAAAGAUUGAUAUUUAUCGUCUAGAGUGUGUAAGUUUCAUGCACUCUUUUUCAAAAAAGUAGAUUAAUUUGGGCCCCUCAUGUAAGAAUUAUUUUAUUAAUGAUAAAUUUCACAUUUUUUCAAAUUGAGUGCGUGAAGUUUGCACAACUUAAGAUUAUUCUAGCAUUACUCUAAUGAGAAUAAAAUUAACUUGUGCCUCGCCAAUAACGUCAUUUAUUACAUGAGAAUAAAAUUAUGCGUAAAUCAUGUUCCCAUGUCUUUUAACAUGAGAAAGUCAAAUUCAUGAAUUUUCUUUUAAUCCUUUUGCAUUGGCAAGAACGAAUCUAAAUUUAUUGAAGAAAUUGUUCAAGAGGUCUCAAAAAUAGUACUAAAUCGUACAUAUUUGCAUGUUGCUGAGUAUCCAGUGGGAAUAAACUCUCGUGUAGAAGAUAUUAGUGAGCGAUUAUGUAUUGAGGAGAAUGACAUACGCAUGAUAGGGAUUUUUGGUGUUGGUGGAAUUGGGAAAACAACUAUUGCAAAAGAGAUGUAUAACCGCAUUACUGAUCAAUUUGAAGGCAGCUGUUUUCUUGCAAAUGUUAGAGAAUCUUCAAAAGAAAAUCAAGGUGGUCUCGUAAAGUUCCAAGAGACAAUUCUUUCUGACAUUCUUAAAGAUUCAAGUUUGAAAGUUAGUAAUGUCGAUCAAGGAAUCAAUUUGAUAAUGAAGAGACUUUGCCAUAAAAGAGUUCUUUUGGUUCUUGAUGAUGUUGAUUGUUUGGACCAAUUAAAAAAAUUAUGUGGAGGAUGCAAUUGGUUUGGUUCUGGUAGUCGAAUCAUCAUAACAACAAGGGAUGAGGGUUUACUAACUAAGCAUAGUGUUUAUCUCAAAUAUCGUAUGAAGGAAAUGGAUCACCAUGAAGCUCUUCAGCUCUUUAGCCAACAUGCUUUCAAAAGUGACAGACCUGAUGAUGCUUUUGCGGAUGUCAUAAAACUUGCACUAAAGUGUGCUGACGGCCUUCCACUCGCUUUACAAGUGAUAGGCUCAAAUCUAUAUGGAGAAGAUAUACAUUUUUGGAAAAGCGAAUUGGAAAAGUACAAAAGAAUUCCAGAAGAAAAUAUCCACAAAAAACUCAAAAUAAGUUAUGAUGGAUUAGAUUAUCAUACAAAAAAGAUUUUUCUUGACAUUGCAUGUUUCUUCAAAGGAGAAUACAAAGAUUAUGUCACUAAAAUAUUGGAUGGUUGUGGUUUCUUUGCCGAUGCCGGUAUCAAAAAGCUCAAUGAUAAAUGUCUCAUAACUAUUGAUAAAUAUGAUCUACUGUGGAUGCAUGACUUAAUACAAGAUAUGGGUAGAGAAAUUGUUCGACAAGAAUCACCUGAAGAACCUAGCAAGCGCAGUAGAUUAUACUUUCACGAAGAUGUUUGGGAAGUACUUAAAGAAAAUAAGGGAAUAGAUCAAAUUGAAGGCAUAUUGAUAGAUCUGCCUCGGGAGGACAGCAUGACACAAUUGAGUACUAAGGUGUUUGCAAACUUGAAAAACCUCAGAAUAUUUAUAAACCGCAAUGCAAGUUUUUGUGGCGGAUUGGAGUAUCUCUCUAAUAAGUUAAGAGUUCUUGAUUGGCCUCUAUGCCCUUUGGAGUUUUUGCCAUCUACUUUUCAUGGAGAGAAACUCAUUGUUUUAAAAAUGCAAGGAAGCAGGAUUAGAGAUUUAGGCACGAGAUUGCCAUAUAAGAACUUAACAAGUAUAGAUUUCAGUGGAUCUGAAUACUUGACAAAAAUAUCAGAUCUUUCAAGUUGCUCAAAUCUAAAGGAGUUGAUUCUUAAUGGAUGUGAAACUUUAGUUAAGGUUCAUGAUUCUGUUGGAUUUUUGGAUAAGCUUGUUGAAUUAGGAUUUUAUAAUUGCUCCAGUCUGAAGUAUUUGCCAAGAAGCUUUAAGUUGCAAUCUCUAGAAUUACUUGAACUUAGAGGUUGUACAAGCCUUGAAUACUUUCCUGAAAUUGAGUGUGAAAUGGAACAUUUGAAAUGUAUCCAGUUAGAUAGCACCGUAAUACAAGAGCUACCUUCAUCCAUUACAUAUCUCACUGGGCUCAAGCAGUUUGUUUGGAGAUGGUGCGAAAGCCUUGGGUGUCUUCCAAUAGACAUUUUUCAGUUGGAAUGUCUAGAGGAAGUUGAUGUCUUUUAUUGUCCAAAUUUUGUAAAUUUUGGAAAGGAGGUGGGUCAAAAUGGACAAUCCAUGCCAUGUACUCAAGCAUUGCUCCCAUUGCCGCCUCCAAAAUCAAAUUUCAAUUUGAAGAAAUUAAGUUUUUCACGUAGUGGUAUUGUUAGCCUUCCUCCAUGGAUAGAAGGACUUGCUGGAUUAUCUCACCUUGAUUUGGAAGGCUGCGAGCAACUUAAAGAAAUUUUACAACUUCCACCAAAUAUAAAAGUGGUAGAUGCUCGAAGAUGUAUAAGAUUAGUUGAGGUUCAUGAUUCUAUUGGAUUUUUAGAUAAGCUUGUUGAAUUGAGAUUGAAAGGAUGUUACAGCCUAAAGAAUUUGCCAAGAAGCUUCAAGUUGAGAUCUCUAGAAGUGCUUGAACUUGAAGGUUGUACAAGCCUUGAAUACUUUCCUGAAAUUGAGUGUGAAAUGGGACAUUUGAAAUGUGUCCGGUUACAUAGCACUGUAAUACAGGAGCUACAUUCAUCCAUUACAUACCUCACUGGCCUCAAGGAGUUAUAUUUGAGAGGGUGCAAAAGCCUUGUGCGUCUUCCAAUAAACGUUUUUCAGUUGGAAAGUCUAUGGGCAGUUAACAUCACUAAUUGUCCAAAUCUUGUAAAUUUUGAAAAGGAGGUGGGGCAAAAUGGACAAUCCAUGCCAUGUACACAUGAAAAUGAAAUUUCAUCAAGUAUGGAGUUGUUCCCAUUACUGCCUCCCGAAUCAAAUUUAUCUCGGACAUUUAAUUUCUCAUCUAGUUUGAGUUAUUUAACUCUAUCUAAUAGUGGUAUUGUUAGGCUUCCUCCAUGCAUCGAAGGACUUGUUGGAUUAUGUGACCUUGAUUUGGAAGACUGCAUGCAACUUGAAGAAAUUCUACACCUUCCACCAAAUAUAGAAUAUGUAAAUGCUCGACGAUGUGUGUUAUUGGAACGCUUUUCUCAUUUAUCAACAAAAUCUCCAUUCGGUAUACCCGACUUAAAACGGCUAAGCAGGAUUGAUUUAUCGGAGUGCAAUAAAGUGCAUGUGGAUGUAGGAAAUGAUGCGCCAAAUCCAUUAUUGGUUCAGGAACGUUUUCGGAAGAAAGAUUCAAGUAUGAUUAUAUAUCCAGGAAGUAUGAUUCCAAAAUGGUUCAAGGAGACAACUUCAUAUAGUAAUUCUUGCGAAAUAGACAUUCUUGAUCGUAAUGGGUCCAUGUGUGAGUAUGAUCAAAUCGUGGCAUUAGUUUUGUCUUUUGUUGUGAGACCUUUUUGGGAAAGAAUUUCUAUUACAAUAAAGUACGGCCAGCAGAUAAUUAGAAAUGAUACGUGGCUACGGCCUUCAAUGGACCCACAUGAUCGUGCAUGUCUACAAUACAUAGCUGGGAAUUCUAUUGAUCAGAUGCUGUCAAGCAGUUACAGGAAGGGGAAUAAUAUGAGGUUUACCGUUGGAAGUGAUUCAAAGGAAGCAAUCUUCAAAAGUGUGGGAGUCCAUCUAAUAUGCAGGAAGUGGAAUCACAGAGCCCUCUCCUCUGCUUCCUCCUCCAAUUCCUCUUCUUUACCCUCUCAAUGGAGUUAAUACUUCAAACCAUUAGAAAUCAGUGUUUGUUUGUGAGCCACCUUCUCAAGCUUAAACCAACGUGAACAACCAUAGAUUACAGCAAACCAGUAAAAUGUGCAGCAGUGAACCAACAACCUAUUUCACCUCUUCCUCAACUACUCAACUCAAACCUCUUGUAGCUAUUUAACUUGCCUCAUUCUAGACCACCUCAAGAGGUAGCACAACCACCAUAGAAGCCACCAAAGCAGCAGGUAAGAUCCCUCUUUUAAUUCUGUCCAAAACUGUAGCAUAGCAGCAAACUCUUUCUGCAAUGCGUUUUCUCCUCUAAAUUUAUGCAAUUGAUUCCUUCCUACUAGUUUCUGUUUGGUAGACUCUCUAGCUUGUUUAUCUCCAUUUGAUCACUUCUAAAUCCUUGCUUGUGUAAUUAGGAAUGUAUUAGAAAGAGGGAAGGUUUGAAAACAAGAAAAUACACAAGCUCUUGGCUGUCCUUCCAGUGCAGAAAAAAUUCAGCAACUUCAACCCUUGAUUCCUAUUAAGUUUCAGCACCUUAGUUUGCUUUUAUUUCAUCUCUUCAACUCAGCCUCAAUAUGUGACAUUAGGACAACCAAAUGACCUUAAAAUCUCAGAUCAAAACCAGCUCUUAAGUAGCUGAAACUAAGGGGAACAGCAACACACACAACAACAGCAGAAAGUUGUAAGAGACAGCAGCAGUAACAGUUUCUCAUUUUGUUUUCCCUCUCCUUCUUACAUGUAAUCUCUUCUUACUCCAAGGACCCUCAUCUAUACAAUAUAUUCUAGUCCAGUGGAUGAAAUAUUCGAGCUCAGAAUGAAGCAAAACAGAAAACAAAAACAUCCUAUUUGCAGCAGCAGUUUUCAUAUUUGAACCCCUCAUUGUUUACCGUAAUUUCUAAUCCUCUUAACUCAAGCCUCCUCACCUCUAACUUCAUUUGGUUGAGUAAUAGAAAGUAUGGUGGAGGAAAUGAUAAUUUGGAGCAAGAAAACAUCUAUGAAUUGAAGUUUGGAAAUGAAUCAAACUUGCGGAAGGAAUCAAAGAAGGCAAAGAAUUGUAACCAUAACAAACUUCAACGAUUUAUCGUGGCUUGAGAUUGAAGGACAUGAUUGCAUCUGGCUAGUCCGUUGUGGGGAUUUUUCUUUCAGUUCACUUUUCUGAGAUCUAGUGGGGUAUGAAAUUUCCUUUUUGACGAGCAUUUCUUUUAAUUUUGGCUUUGGAUUGCUAGCCGGGGAAAAGUAAAGUUGUUGCUUUUAAUAACUAUAAUGUAGCUUUUUUGUUUGCUACUUUACUUGUUUUUUGGCAGUCUGGAUAGACCAAAAAGAUUCCUUUUGGUGUUGUAGGGGUUGCAGUUUUUCAAGAUCAAGAUAUUGGUUUUUUUCGAGUUUUGUGAUCGUAAAGUUUGGAUCACUUAUACCGUUUACUUAUCAAAAAAAAAAAAAAGUUUGGAUCACUUAUGGCGUAGGUUGUUUACAUGUAAAGUUGUGGUUUGCUUGGUUUUGGUUUAUAAAUAGGCAUGUUUAGAUUGGUUUUAUUGAUUGAUUUAUUUAGUUUAAUGUAUAGGUUGUUUUUAUUUUACUGGAUUUUGAUGCUUGGGAUGGUUUUUCUUGAAUAUUUGUAAAUCCCAUGUGUCCUGCUUGUUAUCACGGUAUUCCUCCGUCAUAAGUGAGGACAAUCAAUAAAAUUGGGGUACCGUCCUCUUCUUAAAAAAGAAAAGAAACCAAACUUAUGGCUUGUGUGCCUUUCCAAACUCUA
Molecule: messenger RNA, 7342 nt
Organism: Carya illinoinensis
Lineage: Eukaryota; Viridiplantae; Streptophyta; Magnoliopsida; Fagales; Juglandaceae
Product: disease resistance protein Roq1-like
Exons: 6
Coding region: 2347-5595 (1082 amino acids)
Biological process (GO): defense response
Molecular function (GO): ADP binding
Source: RefSeq, a predicted model, not a curated record